Messenger RNA from Arabidopsis thaliana (thale cress), 1649 nucleotides. Its product is annotated as Peroxidase family protein. The transcript is spliced from 3 exons. Gene Ontology annotation, molecular function: lactoperoxidase activity; peroxidase activity; heme binding. Lineage: Eukaryota; Viridiplantae; Streptophyta; Magnoliopsida; Brassicales; Brassicaceae. The coding region runs from base 631 to 1461 and encodes 276 amino acids. The record is from RefSeq and is marked reviewed. Gene Ontology annotation, cellular component: extracellular region. Gene Ontology annotation, biological process: response to oxidative stress; hydrogen peroxide catabolic process; cellular oxidant detoxification.
AACUAGGUGGGAUCUCAAACCAAUUUCAUGUUUUAAAAAUUCUUUUCGGUUGGGAUUAUUAAUGUCACGAAUUCACGGGGACUUUCUUCAGCUUCCUAUUUAUACAUACACUUCCAAUUGCAAAUACACAAGUCAUCUUCUCUCUCUUUUUUUAGUGUGUGCAAAGUCAUCUUCUCUUUUAAUAUUUACCUAAAAUUCCAAACAAAAGAGAAAGUUAUGAAACCAAAGAGCAAAGUUGCAGAAUCUACAGCUGCAUCAUGUUUUCUCGUCAUGAGCUUGUUAUGCAGCUGCAUUAUUGGUGACCAAAUGGAGACUAAUAAUGAAGGCUUGUCUUACAGUUACUACGAGAAAACUUGUCCCAAAGUCGAAGAGAUAGUGAGAUCUUCACUUUCAUCAAUGUUUAUACUUGAUCCUACUUCUCCUGCAGCCUUGCUAAGGCUUAUGUUUCAUGACUGCCAAGUUCAGGUUCUCUACCUAUAGCCAAAUCCAUCUCUCAUUCUCUCUCUCUAUAAGAAAAUUCUCAAUUUUUGUUUCCAACUCAAUAUAGGGUUAAUUUGGUUUGAAAAGUGUUUAUAUAUUUCGGGAUUCGAAUUUAUACAUUUUGUGAAUAAACAUAUCCAUUAAUUAGAUAUGAUUACUCCGUCAAUACAUACGACAAAUUGGACGUUCCGCGUUCGUACAUGUUAUGUGGGAUGUGACGCAUCAAUCCUACUCGAGCCAAUUAGAGACCAACAGUUCACCGAGCUUGAUUCAGCCAAGAACUUCGGAAUCAGAAAGAGGGACCUGGUUGGCUCUAUCAAAACCUCACUAGAGCUUGAGUGUCCCAAGCAAGUCUCAUGCUCUGACGUCAUCAUCCUCGCCGCCAGAGACGCCGUGGCUCUCACGGGAGGCCCACUCAUCUCCGUGCCAUUAGGACGAAAAGACUCCCUCUCCACUCCAAGCAAACACGUGGCAGACUCUGAGCUUCCUCCCUCCACUGCUGACGUUGACACUACCUUAAGCCUAUUCGCUAACAAAGGCAUGACCAUCGAAGAGUCCGUGGCCAUCAUGGGUGCACAUACGAUAGGAGUCACACAUUGCAACAACGUAUUAUCGCGUUUCGAUAACGCAAACGCGACAAGCGAGAACAUGGAUCCACGUUUUCAAACGUUCUUGCGUGUUGCUUGUCCAGAGUUUUCUCCAACUUCUCAAGCUGCGGAAGCCACAUUUGUCCCCAACGAUCAAACUUCGGUGAUCUUCGAUACAGCUUAUUACGAUGAUGCCAUCGCGGGACGUGGCAAUCUUAGGAUUGACUCGGAGAUUGGAGCUGAUCCACGUACACGUCCAUUUGUGGAAGCGUUUGCAGCUGAUCAAGACCGUUUCUUCAACGCCUUCUCUUCCGCGUUUGUAAAAUUGUCGUCUUACAAAGUGUUAACCGGGAAUGAAGGAGUAAUUAGAAGCGUGUGUGACAAGGUUGAUUGAUGUAUAUUUAUAAUUAUCAAAUGUUAAAAAUAUUAAAAAAUAUAAUUAGUAUAAAAUUAAAAUAGCUUGAAGCAUAGUAACCGGACAUAGUAAAACCGGGUUACAAAAGAAUUAACCAUAAACAAUUUACCGUUCUCAAACACUCCUUGCCCAAAAUUCAUUGGAGAAUCAAUUUUCACCCCAUCGAU